AUGGCCCCAACAAACACGAACAAGACAAGGCUCAGCACGUUCCAAUCCGAGAUCGAGGAAAUACACCAUCGGGAAGUUGCGAAACAAAGAGCUCAUAUGGCCGCCGCUGUGCUGGUUCCUGCCACGGCGAAAGAUACCAAGAAAGACGUUAAGGGAAAAAUGAAAGAUGUAGUGGAGACUAUCGAGAAGAGUGGGAAGCCGGUAGAAAGCAAGGAUAUGAAUGGCAAGUCGAAGGACGAAACAUCUGCUGGAACGCAGAGUGAUACAUCCGAAAUGCAGGAGAGGAUAAUGUCCUGGCUACUCGCCAAUUCUACCACUGAAAGAGAUAAUGCAAGAGAUAUACUUGCAACGUUGAUAACUCAGAAUCACGGGGAGUAUGUUCUGCGUAUAGGUGUUCAGCCUCCCCGUGAGAAACUAUUUGCAAACGAACUCGUCGAGGAUGCCGAAGAGGAAGGAUGGACAGGAAUCGAACGGACUAUCGAGCAACUGGAUUAUCUACGCAAUCAAAUAGCUAACGUAGUAGAAGAAAUAGGUGGCAAGACUUGCGUUCUCUUUGAGUCGAAAGGGAAUCAUCCACGUACAUCGAUACUGUUACGGUUACCUCCUGCCAGCGUGGCUUUAACACCCGAGGUUCGUUGUGCGGUGGUUGGGAACGUCGACAGCGGCAAGUCAACGACAUUAGGCGUUCUCACCCGAGGCGCUUUGGACGAUGGAAGAGGAAGAGCCCGAGUAGGACUAUUCCGUCACAAACACGAAAUUGAAACUGGUCGAACGUCCAGUGUAGGAAUGGAAAUCCUGGGAUUUGACCCUGCCGGUAAACCAAUCUUACCGGAUACAGCAGGAUCGACCGAUCCAGAGGUCAUACGAAGGGAGAAACUCGGCUGGGAAGAAAUUUCCGUCCAAGCGGCGAAAAUUGUUUCAUUUAUCGAUCUGGCUGGACACGAAAAGUAUCUCAAGACUACUUUGUACGGUCUGACAUCUGGCGCGCCUUCUUGUGUUGUUCUGAUAGUUGGAGCCAAUGCCGGUCUUAUUGGCAUGUCGAAGGAACAUUUAUCAAUAGCACUAGCUCUGAGCGUGCCAAUUGUGGUGUGUGUAACCAAAAUCGACAUGACGCCAGUAAACGUCAUGGCAGAGACAAUAAAACAAGUAGUCAAGGUAUUAAAAAGCCCAGGUUGCCGAAAAAUGCCUGUCUUCGUCAAGUCUGCUGAAACAGCCGUUGAAGCCGCGAUGACGUUUGGAAAGGACAGGUCAUGCCCCAUAUUCCAAGUCUCCAAUGUCACCGGAGAAGGUCUCGACUAUCUGCGAACAUUUUUGAACCUCCUCCCUUCGAGCGAGGCUGACACUGAUAAAUUUGCUCCCGAUCAGCCCCUAGAGUUCUCCAUCACUGAGGUAUGGUCGGUACCGUACGUCGGCACAGUUGUCAACGGUAUUGUCAACAGCGGACGGAUAUCGAAAGGAGAUCCUGUGAUACUGGGCCCUGAUUCGAACGGAAAUUAUCAGACGACUUCGGUGAAGGACAUGCAGCGAAAACGUGCAACAGUGACGGCAAUGCGUGUCUGUAGCACUGAAACGAAAGUACCUCCUCCAAAGGCGGUCAGACAGUUUGAAGGACAAGUCCUCAUUCUUUACCACAACACAACGUUACAGAGAAACUAUCAAGCUAUGCUGCACUGUGGAGCUGUCCGUCAGACAGUGAGAAUCGUCUCGAUGGACCAUCCACAAGGAAUUCUCCGAACAGGGGACCGUGCUACUGUACAGUUUGAGUUCAUUUCCCACCCAGAAUUCGUGAAAGAAGGGAUGAAGUUAUUAUUUCGUGAAGGGAAGACGAAGGGACUGGGGGUGAUAACGAAACUGUUAUAA
Marasmius oreades (fairy-ring Marasmius) is the source of this 1860-nucleotide messenger RNA. RefSeq lists its product as uncharacterized. The record is from RefSeq and is a predicted model, not a curated record. The transcript has 17 exons. The coding region runs from base 1 to 1860 and encodes 619 amino acids. Gene Ontology annotation, molecular function: GTPase activity; translation elongation factor activity; GTP binding. Lineage: Eukaryota; Fungi; Basidiomycota; Agaricomycetes; Agaricales; Marasmiaceae. Gene Ontology annotation, biological process: translational elongation.